Messenger RNA from Homo sapiens (human), 7264 nucleotides. It is a transcript of the gene BDH1, whose product is annotated as 3-hydroxybutyrate dehydrogenase 1. Bases 4109 to 5152 code for a protein of 347 amino acids. Gene Ontology annotation, biological process: ketone catabolic process; ketone biosynthetic process. Gene Ontology annotation, molecular function: 3-hydroxybutyrate dehydrogenase activity; oxidoreductase activity, acting on the CH-OH group of donors, NAD or NADP as acceptor. The transcript is spliced from 6 exons. Gene Ontology annotation, cellular component: mitochondrial inner membrane; mitochondrial matrix. The record is from RefSeq and is a predicted model, not a curated record. Lineage: Eukaryota; Metazoa; Chordata; Mammalia; Primates; Hominidae.
AUCUCCCAUCUCUUUUCCCCUGUUACCACCUGCUCAUUCACCCCUACCUCCUUCAUUUGUCAUUACUGGGUUAAUAUCCUUUAAAAACUAACAGGACCUCCGCUUCUGGGAAGAUGGAGUAGAUGUACUUUUCUCUAUUCUUUCUGUCAAGUACAACUAAAAACCCUGGAUAUUACAUAAAUUAUAAAUAAUUUAGUAAGUAUGUAAUAUAUAAAAAGCCUCUUAAAAGGCAGAGAGAAGAAGGCAGACCAGCUAAGGACCUCAGGACCCAAGAAAUGGUGCAGUGAUGAGUUCUCUAGGUUUUCUUUUUGUUUCUUAUGUCCCAGACUUGGAGUUGAAGCAGCCGGCAACCCAGAAAUACCAGUAAGCUCAGACGCAAAAAGCCCCAACAAAAAUUUGCUCUCUCUAGCCAAAUGACCAGUGCAGUAGGACAGAACAAGUGGGUUUGUUCCAGGGAUAUAAGGAUGGUUCAUUAUUUGAAAAUUAAUCUCAUCCACCAAAUUAAUGAACUAAAAGAAGAAAACUUACAUGAUGCUCUCUAUCAAUGCAGAAGAUGCAAAAUUUAGCACACAUUUAUGAUUUUAAAAAUCUCAGGAAAAAUAGACAUAGAGGGGGAUUUUCCUGAACUUGAUAAAGGGUAAACACCAUAAGCCUUCAGCUAACAUACUUAAGGGUGAGACUGAAUGCUUUGUCCCUAAGAUGGGGAACAAACCAAGGAUAUUAGUUCUCACCGCUUAUCCAACAUAGUGCUGUAAUUUCUAGCCAGUGCAAUAAGGUAAGAAAUGGAAGUAAAAGUCAUAUAGAUUGGAAAAGAAGGAAUAAGACCCCAUAUUUGCAGAUUACAUGAUUGUGUACAUAGAAGAUCCCAAGGCAUCCACAAAAAAACUCCUAGAACUAAUAAGUAAGUUUAGCAGGGUUACAAGAUACAAGAUAACACACAAAAAUCAAUUGCAUUUCUGUAUACUAGCAAUGAACAUAUGGAUAUCAAAUUUUAAAACAAUACAGUUUCGACCGGAUGUGGUAGUUCAUGCCUGUAAUCCCAGCACUUUGGGAGGAUGAGGUGGGAGGAUCACUUGAGUCCAGGAGUUCAAGAUCAGCCUGGGCAACAUGGUGAGACCCUGUCUCUGCAAAAAAUACAAAAAUUAGCUGAACCUGGUGGUGCAUGCCUGUAGUCCCAGCUACUGGGGAGGCUGAGGUGGAAAGAUUGCUUGAGUGUGGCAGGCGGAGGCUGCAGUGAGCCGAGAUCAUGCUACCGCACUCCAGCCUAGGCAACAGAGUGAGACCCUGUCUCAAAAAAUAAAAUAAAAUGAAAUAAAAUAAAACAAAACAAAACAAUACCAUUUGUAGUUGCUCAAAAAAAGAGAGAAAUAGAUGUAACAAACAUGUUACACAUAACACAGCAUGUGUAGGAUUUGUUUUUUGUUUUGUUUUUGUUUGUUUGGUUGGGUUUUUUUGAGACGGAGUUUCACUCUUGUUGCCCAGGCUGCAGUGCAAUGGUGCGAUCUCGGCUCACUUUGACCUCCGCCUCCUGGGUUCAAGUGAUUCUUCUGCCUCAGCCUCCCGAGGAGCUGGGAUUACAGGCACCCCCUCACCAUGCCCGGCUGGUUUUUUGUAUUUUUAGUAGAGUCAGGGUUUCACCAUGUCGGCCAGGCUGGUCUUGAACUCCUGACCUCAGUUGAUCCACCUGCCUCGGCCUCCCAAAGUGCUGGGGUUACAGGGAUGACCCACCAUGCCCGGCCGCAUGUAUGGUUUAAAUGCUGAAAACGACACAACACUGAUGAAAGAAAUCAAAGAUCUAUGUAAAUGGAAACCCCAUACUGUACUCAGGAAUUGGAAGACUCAACAAAGUAAAGAUGCCAACUUUCCCCAAAUUGAUAUACAGGUUUAGCACACUUUCUAUAAAAAUCCCAGUCAUAUUUUUUAUAGAUGAAGACAAGAUUACUCUAAAAUUUAUAUGGAAAGGCAAAGGAAAUAGAAUAGCUAAAAGAAUUUUGAAGAAGAAAAAUAAAGUAGCAGCACAUAUAUCAAUGAAUCAAAAUAGAAAAUCCAGAAAUAGGCCCACCCAAAUAUGCCCAACCAAUUUUUGACAAAAGUGCAAAAGCAAUUCAAUAGAGGAAAGAUAACGUUUUCAAAAAAUGGCGCUGGAGCAAAUGGACACAAAACUUAGACCUAAGUCUGACGUCUUAUACAAAAAUUAAUGGAUCAUAGACUUAAGAAGUAAAACAUAAAACUAUAAAACUUUUUUUUUUUUUGAGACAGGGUCUCCCUCAGUCCCCCAGGCUGGAGUGCAGUGGUGCAAUCUCAGCUCAUUGCAACCUCUGCCUCCUGGGCUCAGUUGAUCUUCCUGCCUCAGCCUUCCAAGUAGCUGGGACUUAAAGGCGUGAGCCACCACACCUGACUAAUUUUCGUAUUUUUUGUAGAGAUGGGGUUUCGCCAUGUUGCCCGGGCUGUUCUCGAACUCCUGAGCUCAAGCAAUCUGCCCACCUCAGCCUCCCAAAGCGCUGGGAUUACAGGCAUGAGCCACCAUCCCAGCCAAAACUAUAAAACUUUUAGAAAAGAACAUAGAAGAAAAUCUUUGGGUCCUGGGGGCAAAGAGCUCUGAGACUUGACAUCAAAAGCAUGCCGCAUAAUAGGAAAAUACUAGACUUUAUUUAGGGGUUAAGAGUUUAGACUCUGGACUCUCUCAGCCUUGGUUUCACUAGUUAGCUCUAUCACUAACUACAUUGGGCAUUGAAAAUUCCUCUGUUGUCCCACGUGGUGCAUGGAUGAUUGUAGACGAGGACACUGAGAUCCUGAAGGCAGAAGUAAUUUCUCUAAGCAACGUUGUUGGUUGGUGGCAGAGUCUGGGUUACAACCCCUGGUUUCCUGAUUCCGAGUCCAAGUGAAAUACUUUUGCCCCUGCAGUAGACCCUGCUACAGAGGAUAAAAAGGCACGUCAUAGGCUAGGAGAAAAAUUUUGCCUACCACAUAUGUAACCAAGGACUAGCAGCUAGGACAUCUGAAGAAUUCUCAACAUUCAACGGGGUAGAAGAAUGAACGAUUCAAUAGAAUAUGGGCAAAAGACAUGAAGAGGCAUUUUACCAAACAUAGGGUGCUAUGGUCCGAAUGUUUGCAUUCUCCUCAAAUUCCUGUGUUGAAAUCCUAACCCCCAAGGUAUUGGUAUUAGGAGGCAGGGGCCCUGGGAAGUGAUUAGGUCAUAAAGGUGGAGUCCUCAUGGAUGGGAUUAGUGUCUUUAUAAAAGAGACCUUUGCCAUGUGAGGUUACAGUGAGAAGACAUCUGUCUAUGAAGAAAGUGGGCCCUCACCAAACACAGUCUGCUGGCACUUUGCACUUCAACUCCCCAGCUUCCAGAACUGUAAGGAAUAUAAGUCUGUUGUUGGUAAGCCACCCGGUCUAUGAUAUUUUGUUAUAGCAGCCCAAACAGACUAAGACAGGUGACAAAUAAACAUGAAAAGAUGUUCAACAUCAUUAGCCAUUAGGGAAAUGCAGAUUAAAACCACAGCGAAAUAUCAUGAUACAGUUUUCAGCAUGGCUAAACUAGAAAAUAGUGACACCACCAAAUGCCGACAAGGCUGUGGGGAAACUGGGUUGUUCAGACACUGCCACUGGGGCUGUAGCGUACUAUAGCCACUUUCAUAAACAGUUUGUCAGUUUCUUAAAAAACUAAACCUGCAACUACCAUAUGACCCAGCAAUUACACCCCUGGGCACCUACCCAAGAGAAAUGAAAACUCAACGUUUGCGCAAAAACCUGUGUAGGAAUGUUCAAGCAGCUUUAUUCAUAAUAUGCCCAAACAGGAAACAACUCAGCUGUCCUUCAGUAGGUAAAUAGUUAAGCAAAUUGUCAUACCCCUGUGUCAUGGAGCACUACCUAGCAAUAACAAGGAGCAAAUUAUUGAUACAUAACAAUCUGGAUGAAUCUCCAGAGAAUUAUGUUGAAUGAAAAAAGCCAGCCCCUGAAGGAUACAUACUGUAUGAUGCCAUUUACAUAACAUUCUUGAAAUUCUAAAAUUACAGAGAUGGGGAACAGAUUUGUGGUUAAAGAUGGAGCCGGGUGGGAAGAAAGUAGGUGUGGCUAUAAACGGGUAACAUGAAGGAUCCUUGUGGUGAUGGAAAUUUCUGUAUUUUUAUUGUAUCCGUGUCAGUAUCCUGGUUGUGAUAUGGUAAUACAGUUUUGCAAGAUACUACCCUUAGGGGAAAUGAGACGCCCACUAUUGCUUGGUUCUACUUCCUUUAUCCCGAUUGGCCGUCGGACUUAUGCCAGUGCGGCGGAGCCGGUUGGCAGCAAAGCUGUCCUGGUCACAGGCUGUGACUCUGGAUUUGGGUUCUCAUUGGCCAAGCAUCUGCAUUCAAAAGGCUUCCUUGUGUUUGCUGGCUGCUUGAUGAAGGACAAAGGCCAUGAUGGGGUCAAGGAGCUGGACAGCCUAAACAGUGACCGAUUGAGAACCGUCCAGCUCAAUGUCUGCAGCAGCGAAGAGGUGGAGAAAGUGGUGGAGAUUGUCCGCUCGAGCCUGAAGGACCCUGAGAAAGGCAUGUGGGGCCUCGUUAACAAUGCCGGCAUCUCAACGUUCGGGGAGGUGGAGUUCACCAGCCUGGAGACCUACAAGCAGGUGGCAGAAGUGAACCUUUGGGGCACAGUGCGGAUGACGAAAUCCUUUCUCCCCCUCAUCCGAAGGGCCAAAGGCCGCGUCGUCAAUAUCAGCAGCAUGCUGGGCCGCAUGGCCAACCCGGCCCGCUCCCCGUACUGCAUCACCAAGUUCGGGGUAGAGGCUUUCUCGGACUGCCUGCGCUAUGAGAUGUACCCCCUGGGCGUGAAGGUCAGCGUGGUGGAGCCCGGCAACUUCAUCGCUGCCACCAGCCUUUACAGCCCUGAGAGCAUUCAGGCCAUCGCCAAGAAGAUGUGGGAGGAGCUGCCUGAGGUCGUGCGCAAGGACUACGGCAAGAAGUACUUUGAUGAAAAGAUCGCCAAGAUGGAGACCUACUGCAGCAGUGGCUCCACAGACACGUCCCCUGUCAUCGAUGCUGUCACACACGCCCUGACCGCCACCACCCCCUACACCCGCUACCACCCCAUGGACUACUACUGGUGGCUGCGAAUGCAGAUCAUGACCCACUUGCCUGGAGCCAUCUCCGACAUGAUCUACAUCCGCUGAAGAGUCUCGCUGUGGCCUCUGUCAGGGAUCCCUGGUGGAAGGGGAGGGGAGGGAGGAACCCAUAUAGUCAACUCUUGAUUAUCCACGUGUGGAUUAUCCACCAUGCCAGGAAGACCCAUAACUGGUUUUAACACUAACUAGAGGGAAUGACUUCUUUGCAUAGUGAGUGACUUGGGCCUUCACAAACAGGGUGUGGAGUGGCAGGCAGAGGCCUCUAAAUCUCAGGGCAAACAUGGUGAAUCUAUCUCUCCGGAGAUAAUUUCAUACAGAGAUUUUAAGAAAACAUCUUUAUAUUAAAAACAGAUCUCAUUUGAUCCUUAAGCCAGUCUCAUGAAUGAAAAGGACAGGUUUUUUUCUUUUGUAAAUGAAGCAUUUGCAGCUUAAAGAGGAUGCAUGAAAUAACCCUUUUAUCGCUUAUAAAUAGUGCCAGUUAUGUGUUCCUGCCACGGCUGUGGAAAUACUUCACAUUUGCAUUCCAGGACUGUUUUGGAUCCAUUUGCCCGAGAAUCUUCUGACUAACUCUGUGUCCUCAUCUGGGCAGCACACACCAAGUGCCCACUGGUACCUCUGCAUGUCCAUGGUGCUGUGUGACUGGCCAGCCAGCAGCCAGUGACUCAGAGCUGGCUGUAUGGAGGGGGUGGGAAUGUUUCUGGAGAUUUUUGUUUUUCCAGACACAGUCUUGCUCAGUCCCCUAGGCUGGAGUGCAAUGGCACCAUCUCCGCUCACUGCAACCUCCGCCUCCCUGGUUCAAGCGGUUCUCCUGCCUCAGCCUUCCAAGUAGCUGGGGUUAUAGGCACCCACCACCAUGCCGGGCUAAUUUUUGUAUUUUUAGUAGAGAUGGGGUUUCACCAUGUUGGCUAGGCUGGUCCCGAACUCCCGACUUCAAGUGAUCCGCCUGCCUUGGCCUCCCAAAGUGCUGGGAUUACAGGCAUGAGAUUUUUACUUGAGAUUUUUCCAUCCUCUUUUAGGACUCAGGAUAGACUUGUGUGGAGGUGCUCUCUGGCUAAGGGGAUAAGUUGUUACUGGUUUGGGUCUGCUUGGUUUUGCCUUGGGUGGGGCCGGUGUCGAUGGGGCAGGCUUGGCACGAGCAGUGGUGCCAUGGCAGGGCACUGUGGCAUCUCCCCUAGCAGUGGAUUUGGGGUCCCUGCUUGCCUCACGUGGUGCUUACACACAUGUACACACACACACACACACACACACACACACACACCUUACACACAUGUACACACACACACACACACACACACACACACACACACACACACACACACACACACACACACACACACACACACCCCUGUUCUGCAGGGCUUCAGCGUGGCCUUCAUUCCCGCCUCGCCUCGGCCUCUUUUCAAUUAAGAAGUGAUGCCACUUGAGGCAGGGUCUGCAUGAUCACUUCUUGGGUUUCAGUUUGAAAGCUGCCAUCCCUGCGACUGCCCAGGGCCUGUAUGUUGGGACCGAAGCCAAACACCACUGUCCUCCAGGGGGCUUUCGGCCCGGGGCAGGGUCCCCAGUGCCCGCCUUCGAAUCAGACUCCGCGUUUCCGCCUCUCCCUGGGCGGACCUGCCGCUAGAGGGCGCUCCUCCUCCGCAGCCGGCGCCGGCCUCCAGCGCCCCAGACUCCCGCGCUGCCGCCCGAGCCUGAGGUUUCUCACGGCGUUCGGGAUUCGCGCUUCGGAAACCGGGAACAAAGAAGCAAGCAGCACCCUUCAGAAACAGUGUUCUCGCUCUCCUAGCAGCUGGCCCGGGCCCGGAGGCUGGUGCCAGGAGAAGGCAGAAGAGCCCGGGCAGCCGGAGUGGGCUACGGGGUUCAGGCAGUGCCAAGGAAGAAGGGCCUCACAAUGGGCAAUUCAGCUGCCUCCCGGGCCGUUGUCCCCGCUGUCUUCAAACAGGGGUCCCCUGUCCCAGCUGCCCCAGGAGGAGGGGGGGAGGCAGGCAGGGCCGAAACCCUCCAGAGCCCAGAGGGGGACGCUUGGUGGCCGCUGCAGUUACAUAACCAUAGGAUGCUUUUGUACCGUGGACCUUGUUCUAGCAGGAUCCUUUCGGAAUUGCACUUUUACAUGUUGGGCGAAUUUGUGUCCGUGCUGAAGUUUAUUAAAGGAAAAUAGAUGGA